AUGAUGGAAGAGAACGAACAACCCGGGGAAGAUACAAGGAGUGAGAUUGCUGCCAUGCGAUCAGAACUGCAAGUGCUCAGGAAAGAGGUCAACAACACGAGAAUGGUUGAGACGGAAGAAUUUGGGGAACGCACAAACAACGAGAUUGCUGCAAUUCGAUCAGAACUGGGAGAGCUCAGGAAUGAGAUCAAAGAGAUAUUAGAAAUGGCAAUAACGCCUGAUGCAUAUUGGGGAUCUGCUUCAGGGGGUGCCCAUUACCGCCUUCAGGAUGACCCAAUGGAUCGUUCGAAUGUUAGCACUUCCCUCAUGAUGAGGGGCCGCUUGCGAGAGCACAUGGCGUGA
This is a messenger RNA of Seminavis robusta, 342 nucleotides long. NCBI's taxonomy places the organism in Eukaryota, Bacillariophyta, Bacillariophyceae, Naviculales, Naviculaceae. The record is from the annotation of a GenBank genome assembly.